CUAAAUUUUGUUCUUUCCAUCACCGCAUUCGUGGGGAACACACUGAUCCUGGUGGCUCUUUAUAAAGUGCCUUCUAUUCAUCCACCGACAAAACUGCUAUUUCGAUGUCUUUCAGCCACUGAUCUUUGCGUUGGCCUUUUUCUGCAACCAUUGUUUGUUAUCCGUAUACUAAAUAGUGCGACAAAGAUAAUUAGCCCUGGGAAUUUUUUCUACAUCAUCGAAGCAAAUUCAUCUUCAAGUUUUAUUUUGUGUGCAGUAUCAGUCCUGACAUCGACCGCUAUAAGUUUAGACAGACUUCUCGCCCUUACGCUGGGCCUGCGAUACAGAAUCGUUGUAACGUUGAAGCGAGUUGCUGUACUAGUUACUUGUUUCUGGUUGAUU
This is a messenger RNA of Porites lobata, 381 nucleotides long. The record is from the annotation of a GenBank genome assembly. NCBI's taxonomy places the organism in Eukaryota, Metazoa, Cnidaria, Anthozoa, Scleractinia, Poritidae.